Candidula unifasciata is the source of this 1647-nucleotide messenger RNA. NCBI's taxonomy places the organism in Eukaryota, Metazoa, Mollusca, Gastropoda, Stylommatophora, Geomitridae. The record is from the annotation of a GenBank genome assembly.
AUGUCUUUGGACCCAACAAAUGAUCUCGACUAUGUCACACGAUUCGUGUGUAUAGGUUCGGAAGAAGGCUGCCAUAGCAUUCUCCCCAAACAAGAUUACAGGGACAAAGUUCCCUCGCUUCAUUCUUUGUUGUCCAGGGAUGCUGCUUUUGCAGCCAUCAGGAGACUGAGAACUAUAUUUGAGAACAGAAGCUUCGUGACAAAGGACCCAUUAUUGUUUGCUCUAGCUAUGAUUGUCAGAAAGAUGCCCGAGGGACACGAUGAAGAUCCAGUAAGACAUGGAGCGUAUGAUCUUGUCCAGGAAGCCUGUGAAUCUCCGCUGGAUUUAUUCACCUUUGUCAGCUUUGACAAGGCAGUAUCCGGUCCAGGGAAAGCCGGAUGGGGGCGUGGUAUGAAGCGGCUAGUGAGGCACUGGUACGAAUCAAAGGCUCCGUUAGAUUUAGCAUUUGAAGCCACCAAAUGCAAGUCGAGCCAUGGAUGGUCUCAUAGGGAUUUAAUUCGUCAAAGUCACAUACAUCCCAACAAAAGGUCAAAGGGUGCUUCAGUUGUGCUGAACUAUCUGGCCAAAGGUAAAGAGGCUGUAUGCAAUUAUAAAGAGGAGGAUGAGGAUGAAGAAGAAGAAGUUCACCAGGUUGUGGCCUUUCUCAGAGAUGUUGAAAAGCUGAUAGCUUCAAAAGCAGAAAAUAAAGAGUUGAUACGAGAUGUCAUCGAAAGACGCAAGCUGGUCGACAGACAGAUACCUUCCCACCUGUUUCAGAUGAAAGAGACCUUUGAAGGACUGCUUGGGCACAUGGAGCUGGCAAACAUCUUCAGGAGCAUCCCCAAGAUGGCAUCACUGGGCAUGUUGGACCAUGCUGCUCCAGAGGCCAGCAAAGUCAUCGAGUACGUGGGGGACUUUGAUAAAAUUAAACAGCAAAAGGUUCCUCCAGUUGUAAUCUUUGUUGCCCUGAGAAGAUAUGAAACCAACAAGGCCAAGAAAUGGGUGAAAAACCACAAUUUGGUCAAGGCAUUGCAUGCUGCUUUCAAUGCCUCUCUUAAGUGUCUGCCCAGGAUUGGCAAGCGGACAUUGCUCGCCGUCCACAUUGACAGCAAAAUUGCCAAGCGGCGAGUAUCUGGAGCUAACUUCCUCACUCCCCUUAUGCCUUGUGCACUGAUGGCCAAGUUUUUUACCCAGUCAGAAACUAGAGUCCAAGUUGUCUAUUUCCACCAGAAAGUGAUUGAUCUCAAGAUUGAAAAUAAUAAAUCUCGAAAAAUGCCAAUGGCUGGAAUUAUUGAACAAAUUGUCAAGCCUACCAAAGAGUUAGCAAAUGCAAACUUUGAUUUGUCGGAACCUUUGAAGUGGGCGACCCAGAACCGGAAAUCAUUUGAUAACAUUCUCAUCAUGAGUGAUAAGAAGACUGUCACUUCAACAGAAGCAUUUUAUAAUGCAUUACAUGCCUACCGAAUGGAACUCAGUUUGCCAGCUGCCAAAUUAGCAUUCAUUGGCAUGAGUGACCACACGGUCAUCGGAAAUAAGUUAGACCUCAACAUGCUGGAGGUGAGCGGCUUCAACGAGAGAGUUCCCCAGCUCAUCUACAACUUCUUCUGCGGCAACAUGGAUUUCUCUGGGAAUGACAUCACUAGCACUGAAGCAGCUGCAGCACCAUGA